Lithohypha guttulata is the source of this 588-nucleotide messenger RNA. RefSeq lists its product as uncharacterized. The transcript has 3 exons. The coding region runs from base 1 to 588 and encodes 195 amino acids. Lineage: Eukaryota; Fungi; Ascomycota; Eurotiomycetes; Chaetothyriales; Trichomeriaceae. The record is from RefSeq and is a predicted model, not a curated record.
AUGGCAGAACUACCUCCAGUACGUCGAAUAGUCACCGACCACAGCCCCGACGGCAAAGCAAUAAUAGGCCAAGACCAAAUCCUCACCCCAGCCAACCCCCUCGACCCUUCCGGCGGCCCACCACCCCCCAACAGCCUCGUCCCCGGCUUCACGUCCAUCUUCCGAACCGACGGCCACCCAGCAUCCGCGCAAGGCCCCUGGACCGACCCUCACGGCCAAAUGCAGAACCUCGUCAGCAACGAGGGCGUCGUGUGCCGUAUCGUGGAUUUCCCGCCUGUCCCCAAGGAUGCGCCGAGGGAGUUGAGGGAUCAGGUGAAUAUUUUCCAUCGGACGACGAGCGUGGAUUAUGGGGUUGUGUUGGAUGGGGAGUUGGAUCUUGUGCUUGAUGAUGGGGUUAGGACGACAGUGGGAAGGGGGGAUGUGGUUGUGCAGAGGGGAACGAAUCAUCUUUGGCAGAAUAACACGAAGGAGAAUUGCAGAGUUUUCUUUGUGCUUGUACCUGCGAAGCCGAUUAAGGUCGAGACAACUGGUGAGCUGUUGAAGCCAACGAACACGAAGCACCUUGAAGAAACGAAGGAAGAGUCGUAA